Syngnathus typhle (broad-nosed pipefish) is the source of this 1532-nucleotide messenger RNA. It is a transcript of the gene cfdp1, whose product is annotated as craniofacial development protein 1. Bases 178 to 1116 code for a protein of 312 amino acids. The transcript is spliced from 8 exons. The record is from RefSeq and is a predicted model, not a curated record. NCBI's taxonomy places the organism in Eukaryota, Metazoa, Chordata, Actinopteri, Syngnathiformes, Syngnathidae.
AAAGAAGAAACACUAGCGCAUGCGCUGUUGGCGAAGGUUUCAUGUUUUCAUUAUCGUCUAACGAAUUGACGAAGAAAUAUUACAGAUGUACCGUAUCUGAUUGUAUUCGAAACACAUAAUUUUGACGCUUGUAUCGCCUUUUCAUUUCGUUUCCCCGUCAGUCAAUCAGAAGGCGCGAUGAACUAUUCUGACGAUGACUCUGAUGGGUAUUUAUCGAGUGAAGAUGCUGAUUACGUUCCAUCAGAUGAUAAUGUCAGCGAGGAUGAUAUCAAUGAGUGUGAAAAGGAAGAGCCUUUGGACGAAAAUGAAAAUGUGCCGCAUCCUGACAAAAUUACUAAGAGGAGAAGAAAAGACAGCAAUUUGAGAAAAAGGCCAAAACCAGUGCUGAAAGUAGACAAAGAGGAGACGAAUGGAGGUGUCACUGAAGAAGCUCAGGCGCUACAGGAAGAUAAGGAAGAACCGACACAUACACAGAAUAAUCAGGAAGCUGCACAAAAGAAGCAAUCAGAUGACCUCUGGGCUCGUUUCUUGUCUGAUGUUACCCCCAGACCAAAAGCAUCGAUGGCUGCAUUGCCAAUUCAUGCCACACCAGAGGCUCAUUCUUCUGUUUCUAGUGUUUGUAAGAGAACUGAAUCGCAGGAAUCGAAUCCAGCAAAAGUCACCAUUGUCAAAGUUUUUGAUUUUGCUGGAGAAGAAGUCAGGGUCAAUAAAGAGGUACUAGCAGACUCCAAAGAAGCAAAAAUACAUUUGCAGAGCCAAUGUACAACAGAAAAAAUAGAUGAAGAAAAUCCCACAUCGUCCAGCCAAUCAUCCUGUCCUGUCCCCAGCAGUUCCAAACGGCCAGCAGGGAUGUCCAGUUUACUGAGUCGUAUUGGGGGAAAGAAACAAAAAAUGAGCACACUGGAGAAGUCCAAGUUGGACUGGAAUGCUUUUAAAUACGAGGAGGGCAUCACAGAGGAGCUGGCAAUCCACAACAGAGAAUUUAUCCUGCAUCAGGACCCUCUAAAAUGGGACACCCCUGUGCAGCCUUUCUUCAAGAUUGCAGAAGAACAUUUAACCCCCUCACCCAGGAUUCAACCACAAGGGGGACGGGACGACUUUGCCAAGCCCAUGUGACUGGUUCUACAGCCUUAACUGAAAUAAACCAAAUGUGUCGAAACAGAUCAAGAUGUUUACACUCAGAAUAAACUGGUCAACUCCUGAGCUGUUCAAUUUAAUUGAGCUGGACCAAGGGACCACCAUUAUAAUCAAGAAGCAAUUCGGGAACCACUGCUUUGGCGUAAUAUUAUUUUAUUUUGUACCGAAGGAGGAGGAGAGACCUGUAUUUCUAUUUAUUUGCAUCUGUAUGUCUAUUUUGGGAAUCUCAGCGACAUUAGACGUAAUUUGGAUGGGUAAAUAAUUAACAAAACUAGCUGGAAAAUAAAUCCAGCCUAAUAUUUAUUUAUUUAUUUAAAUGUUAACAUUUUCAAUUUCCAAUUGCGCAGACCACCUGCAAUACCGCCGUUGACCACUAGGGGGACGCGGACCACCGG